AUGAGUGCAGAGUAAUGGUUAGUCUUACGCUUGGAUUUAUUGCCUAGCAUCGCACAGGAAGUAGAAUAGAUUUGCAUAAACUAUAUUCAUUUAUGUGACGAAGUCAGAAAAGGAAAUAAAUAAGCAUACCAAGAUUUAAUCGUGCUAUAGGCUAGAAUUCGAGGGAGGAUGGAUGAUUUUGAUAAGUUUUACGAUAGAAACUAUGCUGAUUAUCGUAUUGGUUAUUUUGAGAAAAUGAAAUUGAGAUUAAGAAAGCUCAUAAGUCCUCAUAUUGAUGUUAAUAGAUUAAUCUAUGAAGAAACCUAAAAUUAUAAUCAAUAGUACAUGAAUAAAUCCAAUUUAUAGAUCAUCUCCUAUCAAGAAUACCACACCUCCUCCUGUUAUGGAUAAUUAAUCAAAUGUUUAAAAAUGCAACCAAAAAGGAUUCAAUCACCUCCGAAUAAAAUGACUGCUUCCAGCAAUUACAACAGCACCAAUAAAUAGAAACAGGCAACUCCAAUCGCGUAAAACAAUAAAAAGGCGAGCAAGUAACCCUAAUAGGUGAAGUCAUCAUAAGCUAAGGCAAAGACAUAAUAGGAUGAAUUAGUUUUUACAAUUAAGAUGAGCAAGGAAGUAUUAUUCGAUGAUUAAUAAAAAUAGGAAUAUUUGUAAUAUAUACAAGCUAAAUAAAAAUAGAGAUGA
Messenger RNA from Paramecium tetraurelia, 681 nucleotides. RefSeq lists its product as uncharacterized. NCBI's taxonomy places the organism in Eukaryota, Ciliophora, Oligohymenophorea, Peniculida, Parameciidae. The record is from RefSeq and is a predicted model, not a curated record. The transcript is spliced from 4 exons.